AUGUCUACUAUCUUGAUCUCCGGUGCCAACAAAGGAAUUGGUCGCGGUCUUGUCUCCAAGUACCUGGCUCGUGAUGAUGUGACUGUCAUCGCAGCCGUCCGCAACCCAACCUCCUCAGAGGCAACUUCUCUCGCUGACUUCCCCACCGGGAAGAAUAGUCGGUUAAUCAUUGUCAAGAUCGACGCUCGCUCCGACACCGACGCCAAGGCUGCAGUAGAGUCAUUGGCUAGUCAGGGCGUGUCGGCUCUAGACAUCGUCAUCGCUAAUGCGGGAGUCUUCGACACAGCCGCUUUCACCACCGUCGCCGAUUCCACUAUUGCGCAGAUCCAAACCCAUCUGGAUGUGAACACUGUUGGUCCUGUACGACUCUUCCAGGCCACACUUCCUCUCCUGGAGAAGUCUUCCUCUGCUCGUUUCAUCCUAAACAGUAGCUUCAUGGGAACGAUUGGAGGAAUUAAAGACAUCCCACUCAAGAUUGCGCCAUACGGCGCUAGCAAGGCUGCUGCGAACUUCUUUGUCCGGAAAAUCAAUUUCGAGCAUGACAAUAUUGCGACUUUGGCUAUCCACCCGGGAGCCGUCAAAACUGAGGCUGGAAAUGAUGCCGCCCGGGCUGCAGGAUACCCCAGCGCUUUCGUCGAAGUUGAGGACAGCGUGAACGCCAUUGUCGCCAAAAUCGAUGGCUUGACCAAGGAUAACGGAGCAGGAGAGUUCUGGAACAUUGAUGAUACCAUCAUCGGCUGGUAG
Molecule: messenger RNA, 744 nt
Organism: Penicillium coprophilum
Lineage: Eukaryota; Fungi; Ascomycota; Eurotiomycetes; Eurotiales; Aspergillaceae
Product: Short-chain dehydrogenase/reductase SDR
Exons: 3
Coding region: 1-744 (247 amino acids)
Source: RefSeq, a predicted model, not a curated record